Brassica oleracea var. oleracea is the source of this 951-nucleotide messenger RNA. Its product is annotated as agamous-like MADS-box protein AGL9 homolog. NCBI's taxonomy places the organism in Eukaryota, Viridiplantae, Streptophyta, Magnoliopsida, Brassicales, Brassicaceae. Gene Ontology annotation, molecular function: RNA polymerase II cis-regulatory region sequence-specific DNA binding; DNA-binding transcription factor activity, RNA polymerase II-specific; protein dimerization activity. Bases 32 to 793 code for a protein of 253 amino acids. Gene Ontology annotation, biological process: positive regulation of transcription by RNA polymerase II. Gene Ontology annotation, cellular component: nucleus. The record is from RefSeq and is a predicted model, not a curated record. The transcript is spliced from 8 exons.
GAAGAAGAAGAGAGAAGGAAAGAAGAGGAGAAUGGGAAGAGGGAGAGUAGAAUUGAAGAGGAUAGAGAACAAGAUAAAUAGGCAAGUGACGUUUGCAAAGAGAAGAAAUGGCCUUUUGAAGAAAGCAUACGAGCUUUCGGUUCUAUGUGAUGCAGAGGUUGCUCUCAUCAUCUUCUCUAAUCGAGGAAAACUGUACGAGUUUUGCAGUAGUUCCAGCAUGAUCCGGACACUGGAGAGAUACCAAAAGUGCAACUAUGGACCUCCAGAGCCCAAUGUACCUUCAAGAGAGGCCUUAGCAGUUGAACUUAGUAGCCAACAGGAGUAUCUUAAGCUUAAGGAGCGUUACGAAGCCUUACAAAGAACCCAAAGGAAUCUAUUGGGAGAAGAUCUUGGACCUCUUAGUACAAAGGAGCUUGAGUUACUUGAGAGACAGCUUGACUCUUCUUUGAAGCAGAUCAGAGCUCUCCGGACACAGUUCAUGCUCGACCAGCUCAAUGAUCUCCAGAGUAAGGAACGCAUGUUAAACGAGACAAAUAAAACUCUCAGGCUAAGGUUAGCUGAUGGAUAUCAAAUGCCACUUCAACUCAACCCGAGUCAAGAAGAUCAUCAUGUUGACUAUGGUCGUCAUGAUCAACAGCAACACUCUCAUCAUGCUUUCUUCCAGCCUUUGGAAUGCGAACCCAUUCUUCAAAUGGGCAGGUAUCAGGGGCAUCAAAAUCAUGGAAUGGAAGCAGGACCAAGUGCAAUUAAUUACAUGUUGGGUUGGUUACCUUAUGACACUAGCUCUAUUUGAAUCUUUCUUCAAUUUUUGACAUUUUAUAUGAAAACUCUCUUCCCCUCUUAGCUACAUGAUGAUUGCCUCGCUCUAUAUAUCUCUGUCUUGUAUGCAUUUGUGUGUGUGUAAUGUUUAUUAUGCCCUUCUACAAUUAAAUAAUUUUUUUGGACACAUUA